AAAAACUAAAACUUUGUCCUUUCCCAUUGCUCUCUCUCUCUCUCUCUCUCUCUCUCUCUGUCAAAAUUUUCGGUCUUCUCUUCCCUACGAUCUCGCCAUUUUUUUUUUUUGGUAAAGGAGGUAAGGUCUGUUCUUUGCUUUCUCUUUUCUGCUUGUACUAAUAACUCUCAUUCUCUCAUUCUCUCUCUCUCUGUCUCUCUCUCUGGGAUACAGCGUCUUCUAACCCAGGUGAUUGAUCUUGUUUCUUCUUAUCAUACGAUAUUUACUUUCGUUGUUUUUACAUUAUUUUAAUCUGGGUAUUCUGUGAGACUUGAUAUUCAUAUGAUCUUCAGUUCAUAGGAGAGGUGCGCUGGGUUUCGAACUCGUUUCCGGGUUCUAUUAUUUUUGUUAUAGCAUUCAACAGUACUGCCGAUUGUCCGGUUGCCACUUUUCUAUGUUGGAAUUUGAUAGAACUCUGUAAAUUUCCAGUUUCCAGUCAUGUUUUGCUUUAAUGAGGUUUGUUGUUAUUUAUAUACUGCAUGCAAGGCCCAUUUCAGAACUUAAUCGGAAUAGUUGUUAUCAGACGUAGUAGAUUUGGUUUUGUAGAUGCUACAGCUUUUAUAAGACAAUAAUCUAGAAUCCUGUGAGAUUGUUUGAUUGAGUUUAUUUACUGGAGUUGACAUCUUAUGCGAUCACUGUCCAAGUUCCUUGCGAUUUCAAGUGCAAGGAAUUUUUAGACCCACUUGACUAGUUAAAUGCUUCUCGUAAUGUGGCGGUGGCAGAUGAUUUUUCUUGAACAUAAUUUUUGCUUCUGGUGUGUCUUUUAGGCUUCUGAUUUUAUAAAUUCACCAUCAGAUAUAUUCGUUUCCUUUUUCUACUUUUGUACUGUCUUUAAAUCUGAUUCUUCUUGAUGGACUGUCUCCGAUUGUGCUUUCUGCGUCUCAUUUUCUACUUCUAUAUUUCACAGUCAAGCAGAUCCUGUUUCAAGUGUUUUGGUGGAUGUUGGGAAGAAACUGUUAAAUUCUAAAACAUACUUACCAAGUAAUUGGUGUUAACUUUUGGUGUGAACUUUACUCCUUUCUUUCUUUAUUAUAUCCAGAACACUUUGGAGUAUCAUAUAGGAUUAAUCCCUUAGAAAGGAUGGAGGAGAUAACAAAUGUUAUGGAGUAUGAAGUCAUUGCAAAGCAGAAACUGCCUAAGAUGGUUUAUGACUAUUACGCAUCUGGUGCAGAGGACCAAUGGACUCUAAAUGAGAACAGAAAUGCAUUUUCUAGGAUUUUGUUUCGGCCCCGUAUACUUAUUGAUGUAAGUAACAUUGACAUAAGCACGGUGGUUUUGGGCUUCAAAAUUUCAAUGCCUAUCAUGAUUGCUCCCACAGCAAUGCAGAAAAUGGCACACCCUGAUGGGGAAUUUGCAACUGCAAGAGCAGCUUCAGCAGCUGGAACAAUCAUGACCCUAUCAUCAUGGGGUACUUCCAGUGUUGAGGAGGUUGCUUCCACAGGACCUGGCAUUCGCUUCUUCCAACUCUACGUGCUCAAAGAUCGGAAUGUGGUUAUUCAGCUCGUACGGCGAGCUGAGAAGGCUGGAUUCAAAGCAAUUGUCCUUACUGUGGAUACCCCACGGCUUGGCCGUAGGGAAGCCGAUAUCAAGAAUAGAUUUGUUUUGCCCCCACAUUUGAUUCUGAAGAACUUUGAGGGCUUGGAUCUUGGGAAGAUUGAUAGGACCAAUGACUCUGGACUAGCUUCAUAUGUUGCUAGCCAAGUUGACCGAUCACUUAGCUGGAAGGAUCUGAAAUGGCUUCAAACAAUUACUCAUUUACCAAUUCUUGUUAAGGGGGUGCUUACUGCUGAAGAUGCAAGGCUAGCUGUAGAAGCUGGAGCUGCAGGAAUCAUUGUGUCAAAUCAUGGAGCUCGUCAGCUUGAUUAUGUCCCUGCAACUAUUAUGGCUUUGGAAGAGGUUGUUAAAGCUGCACAAGGACGCAUUCCUGUUUUUCUUGAUGGCGGGGUUCGCCGUGGAACAGAUGUAUUCAAGGCAUUAGCUCUGGGUGCAUCAGGAGUUUUUAUUGGAAGGCCAGUAGUUUUCUCAUUGGCAGCUGCUGGUGAGGCUGGUGUUCGAAAAGUUCUUCAAAUGCUCCAUGAUGAGUUUGAGCUAACCAUGACACUCAGCGGUUGUCGCUCACUCAAAGAGAUAACUCGCAAUCACAUCUUGACAGAUUGGGACCGUCCUCGCACUGCAUCCAGGUUAUAAAGAGAAUCUUCGCCUUUUGUUGCUCUCAUGAUUUUAUGGAAGUCCCCUGUGCAAGUAGAAUAAACUGGCCUCAGAUUCAGCAGGCUGACAGAGGGUAAGACAUCAAUAAGCUCCUGUAAUGGCUAUAGAAUGAUUUUAGCAAAGCCAAGAUCUUGGACUGAGGUUGUAGGAUAUGUCUUUCUCAGAAUUACUUCUGCAAUAGAAAGAAAUAUUAUAUUUUUUUAA
Messenger RNA from Carica papaya (papaya), 2451 nucleotides. The record is from RefSeq and is a predicted model, not a curated record. NCBI's taxonomy places the organism in Eukaryota, Viridiplantae, Streptophyta, Magnoliopsida, Brassicales, Caricaceae.